UUCGCGAGGUGCAGCGCCAUUCGUGUGAGUUCGUCGCUUCCGUUCGACGGACUUUGCGACGUGUACGGGUGUGUGCGCAAGUAUGAAGUGAAAUCGUACAUAAAAGUGUGUGAAAUGUUUAGUGUAAGUUUUUACUGUGCUGUAAAACCAAAAUGAGUGCGAACGGAUGAUUUUACUUCUGAAUUUCGAUAAACAAUUUGUACGGUAAUUGUGGAACACGUAACAUUUUGUAUGGUCGGUUUCAAAAUGGCUGUGUUUUGAAGGACCCUUUGUCCGCUUUCGUUUGCUUCUCCAGCAUGAUAGUGGAAUCAUACAGACAGAAGUUUAUCUUUGAAAGGGAAUGCAUGUCAUGUACCCGGAGCCGACGCAGUAUCGCAACAGUCAGCCCGAGCCGCCCCGUCACCAGCCGGCACUGUCGCCGGCGCAGCCUGCCAAGAAGCGCCGCGUACUGAGUCCCCAGACGCACCGACAACACCAGCACACAUUUGACAAUACUUAUUGCAAGGACAAGUGGUGGCCAGAGGUCGGGGCGGGCUGCUGCCCCGCCGUGCCGAGUCGCGCGUGCGAUGCGGAGCGGUCCCCGCCGCCCGCUCCCCCGCCCGCUCACCCCUGCGCGUGCGACAACACUGUGGGAGAUAGCAGCGCUUGGUCGGCGGUGGCGGUGGCGGGAGUGGCAGCGGGCGCGGCGGGCGGCGCGCGGACGCGGGCGGCGCACGGCGCCACGACGACGGCGCACAGCAAGCAGCUGGCGGCGGGCGGGGCCAACCACCCGGCCCAGCCGCAAGGUAACAAACGCUCCGGCUGCGGUGGCGAUGGCGACUACCAGCUGGUGCAGCACGAGGUGCUCUACUCCUCGUCGAAUAGGUACGAGGUGCUGGAGUUCCUCGGGCGCGGCACGUUUGGGCAGGUGGUGAAGUGCUGGAAGAAGGGCACCAACGAGAUCGUCGCCAUCAAGAUUCUCAAGAACCACCCCAGCUAUGCUCGCCAGGGGCAGAUUGAGGUGUCCAUCCUCUCCCGCUUGUCUCAAGAGUCGGCGGAUGAGUUCAACUUCGUGCGCGCGUACGAGUGCUUCCAGCACCGCUCGCACACGUGCCUCGUGUUCGAGAUGCUCGAGCAGAACCUGUACGACUUCCUCAAGCAGAACAAGUUCUCGCCGCUGCCGCUCAAGUACAUCCGCCCCAUACUGCAGCAGGUGCUCACCGCGCUGCUCAAAUUGAAACAACUAGGGCUGAUCCACGCGGACCUGAAGCCCGAGAACAUAAUGCUGGUGGAGCCGGCGCGGCAGCCCUACCGCGUCAAGGUCAUCGACUUCGGCAGCGCCUCGCACGUCAGCAAGGCCGUCUGCAACACCUACCUGCAGAGCAGAUACUAUCGAGCGCCGGAGAUUAUCCUGGGUCUUGCCUUCUGCGAGGCCAUCGACAUGUGGUCGUUAGGCUGUGUGGUGGCUGAACUGUUCCUGGGCUGGCCGCUGUACCCGGGCUCAUCCGAGUACGACCAGAUCCGGUACAUCUCGCAGACGCAGGGCCUGCCCACCGAGCAUAUGCUCAACAGCGCAUCAAAAACGGCCAAGUUCUUCUACCGCGACGUGGACAGCACGUACCCGUUCUGGCGCCUCAAGACUCCCGAGGAGCACGAGCUGGAGACCGGCAUCAAGAGCAAGGAGGCGCGGAAGUACAUCUUCAACUGCCUCGACGACAUCGGACAAGUAAAUGUACCAACGGAUCUUGAAGGAGGCCAACUCUUGGCGGAAAAGGCAGACAGACGGGAAUUCAUUGACUUAUUGAAGAGAAUGCUUACUAUGGACCAAGAACGAAGGAUAACCCCAGGAGAGGCGUUGAACCACGCGUUUGUCACACUCGCGCAUCUGGUCGACUAUGCACACUGCAACAAUGUAAAGGCCUCCGUGCAAAUGAUGGAGGUGUGUCGUCGCAGCGGCAGCGGCGUCGGCGGCGUGGGCGGUGUGGGAGGCGUGGGUGGUGUGGGCGGCGUGGGCGUUGGCGGCGGCGAGUAUGUGAGCGGCGUGGUCGCGCCCGCCGCGCCCUCCGCGCACCAUCUCGCGUUGACGAUAAACCAGCAGAGGCUGCGGGCCGCGCCUUAUGAUAACUUGUACCAGCUGUACAGCGGGGGCCGCGUGGCGGUGGGCGGCGCGCGGCAGUACGCAACGCGCGCCGCGGAGCCUUUUCCCCACCAGUUCGUCUCCUCCAUCCUCUGCCAGCCCGCCUAUCAGGUACAGCAAUUAGCCGCUGCAGCAGCGGCAGCAGCAGCCGCUCAUCACCAACACGGCGUGAGCGGCGUGGGCGUGGGCGGUGUGGGCGUAGGCGUGGGUGAAGUGGGCGAGUGGCGCGCGCCGCUCAUAGUGGAACCCGCGCCGCUGCCAGAACCAGAUGUGUGGGACUUUCACCCGCACACCCAUCACCAUCAUCCACACAAAAGAUCAACGAAGCAACAGACGAGCGCCGUGCCGCACUACCAGCCGCACCACCAGACGCAUCAAUACAGCAUGGCCAACAGCGGCGGCAAGAAGGAAGCGACGCAACUGUCGCCCGUCAAGAAACGCGUCAAGGAGGGCACGCCGCCCUCGCGGCACCGCCACCACGACCACACGGUCCGCAACAACGUGCCAGCGCCGGUGGCGCCCGCGGGCGCGUGGGAGGCGGGCUGCGCUGCGCACACCAUCACCAUCCGCGACACGCCCUCGCCCGCCGUCUCCGUCAUCACCAUCUCCGACUCCGACGACGACGCGGAGCCCCGCCCCAACAGAGGUAGCGGCGAGUGCGUCCCGUCUGGCCACAUGACGAGCGCCAGUAGCGUGGUCACCAACAACCCCGCGGCGGCGAGCACCGCGGGCGUGACGGUCAGCAGCAACGGCGGCGUCAUCUGCAGCGCGCGCACGCCGCGCGACGAGCGCCACGUCAAGCACGAGCCGCACCACCAGCCCUGCCACCACCACCACGCGCAGCAACAGCCAGCGCCACAGCAGCCGGCGCCGCAACAGCCGCCACCACAGCCGCAGCAGCACCAGCAACAGCACGCGACACGGCCGGCGCCCGCGCCCGCGCAAGCCACGCCGCAGAGCCAGAAGAAGAGGCUGCUGGCGCUCGCGCAGCAGGAGGCGCAGGCCAAGCUCGAGCACCACGACCACGCCGCCGCCGCGCACUAUAAUAGCGGUUCGACGGUGCGCCAGACCAACGACUACCAGUGCAAUCAGUACGUGCCGACGCAGCACAACAAGAGGGAUAGUAGCGGCGGCUGUCGUGAGUACCUGCCGGUGAGCGCGGCCGUGAGCGGUGUGAGCGUGAGCGGCGUCAGUGGCAUGGGCGUGAGCGUGAACGUGGGCCCGCCCGCUGCGCACAAGCACGCGCACGCCUGGCACCCGCACGCGCACCCGCACGCGCAUCCACAUUAUAAGAGUACGAGUGGCGUGACGGGCGUGGGUGGUGUGGGCGCCGUGACGAGUGGCGUGAGUGGCGUGGCGGGCGUGUCGGGCGGUGGCGUGCUGUCGCCGGGUGGCGUGUCGCCGGGGUACCUGCCCGCGCCGCUAUACGUGCCCACUUAUCAUUACCACACCGGCGGCGUGGGCGGUGUGGGCGCCCCGCCCCCGGCGCAUCACGGCAGCGGCGCGAGGUUGCCUGGCUACCUACAGCCCUACUCGCCCACAUACCUCGUCCCACAGCAUCACCAGCAGCUGUGGUACACGGACUGAGCUCGCCACGCGCCGCCAGCGGACAGACAGGCCGAUGUGCCAGUGCCAGCUAUGCCAGUAGGAAGAUCCUUGGCCGAUAUGCCAUUGCCAGGUGCAGACAUGCCAGUUCCGAGAUCAUUGGCUGAUGUGCCAGUACAAAGAUCAAUGGAAGAUAUGCCACUUAAAAGAACAUGGGCAGAUAUGUCCAUACAAAGAUUGUUGGUUGAUAUGCCAGUGCGAAGCUCAUUGGUCAAUGUGCCAGUAGAAAGAAGAUUACCUGAUAUGCCAGCACGAAGAUUAUUGGUCAAUGAAAGAAUAUUGGCUGAUAUGCCAGCAGAAAGAACUCUGGCCGAUAUGCCAAUACGAAGAUCAUUGGCCGAUGAAAGAAUGUCUGAUAUGUCAUUACCGCAACGUGGAUCUUUGGCCGACAUGUCGUAUCCACAACAGCCAAUGUCUUUACAACCACGAAGAGCGCUGGCUGAUAUAUCUUUACCACCUCAAGGAUUUCCCGAUAUGUCGAUACAAAGUGAAACAUUGGCCGAUAUAUCAUUUCCAACACGAGCUACAUUGGGCGAUCUCUCUUUACCACCUCGCGAAUUAAUGCCAAAUACACUACCGACGCGAAGCACUUUGGCCGAUAUUUCACUACAGCGAGGCACCUUGGCCGAUAUAUUAUCGCAACAAGGUACAUUGGCCGACAUGUCACAAAGACCAAUGGCAACAUGGAAUGAUAUGUCAUUACCACCCAUACGGAGCUGGAUGGACAUGUCAUUGCUGCCUACUGGAAUAUAGUAAAGCAAGAUAAUACAAUAUUAUGAUCUCAAUAGCUUGUUAACUAACAAUAUACAUAUCACAUAUUCGAUUUGAACAAGAUAUGACGUAUGAAGUCACAUCUGUCUGCUGGUGGUGACUACGAUAUCGAUACGAGUGCUUUUAACUAACGAGAAAGAAGAAACGAUUUUGAAGGGUGAAAAAAUUCAAGAUUCAAUUUGGGAUGUGAAAGUGCAUCGUUAUAUUCGUUUUGGAAGUGAAAUAUAGAUGUUUGUAGAUUUUAAGAGAGCACAGGAUUUAAUGUAACGCACACACUCGCUGUCUUUAUAGACACAACCGGGCCAGAGUGUAUGGUUGGAUAUGUCGACACGGUUCCGUCUGUAAGGACGGCGGAGUGAUCUAUCAAGGAAUUUCGAAAAUCGACCGUUUUCUAUUCACACUGCAAUUUUUAAUUCAAAACUGUGACUAGUGUGUUUUGCGCGCGUGUUUUAUAUAUACAGUUCCUUGUGGGCGGUGCCUGUCUGUGUGUCGGGUCUUUGUUGUGUUUAAAUUAAGGUGGAGACAGAUUGGUGUGACUUACUGAACAUAUGCGACGUAUUGUGAUAUUUUGACACGUGAUUUUUUAUGAAAACAUGCAUUAGAAAUUUAAUUAUUAUUGUAACACAAUCCAACGCGUCCCACUCUACGGGAAGGUUGAGAUGUUUGUCCGUAUUUAUCUCAAUAUUCAAAGCUAAAUAUUCAUAAAAUAUUUCAUGUAAUUGUAUAGUAAAGACAUGAAUUUUUUUAUGAAUAUUUUGCUCCACAUUCCCAUCUUGGACAUUGGAACUUGACGUCGCGUGAGAUGUGGGAUUGCCUUGCAAACGAUGAGUUCGUUUCUAAUCAAUAUGUUUUCAUAUAAAAUCAAGGAUCCAGACGUCACAAUGCGUUGUAUACGUUGCAUAUGUCAGCUCAAUAUGUCUUCACCUUAAAUGUUUAUAGUUAAAAAAAAUAUUUCUGUACAAAUUAGGAGGGUGAAUUUAGUUUUCACGAGCACGCGACCUGCGAUUUUUUUUUUAAUUCGUGUGAGAAUUUCAGAGUGGUUUUUAUCUUAAAUUAAUUAAUUAAAUAAUUAAUCGUCUAUAUAUAUUUCGUGUAGCGAACGAAAAUGCUCGCAUACUAAUUUGUAUAAUAGGAUUAAUUAAUUAUAAUUAUUAAUCAUGCAUUAUACAUAAUUAUAUUUUUUUCAAUUAAUUAACAAUAAAACCACGUGUUUAUUUCUUUGUAUACGUUGAGUAUGCGGUAGAAUUAAUAAAUAAUAAAAUAUAAGAACGAAAGGUUUAUAUGAACUUGUAUAGAUAUUGAUUGUAAAUUAAUUUUUAAGAUUAUGAUUUUGCUGAGGAAGCCAAGUGUAGGGGUUGCAUUUACUAAUAUUUUAUUCGUAGACUAGAGUUUCUACCAAAUCAUUAAAAUGGGGAGUUUUUUUUAAUAUAAGGGUCAGUGCAGACCGAAUUGUAAACUUAUCUCGCAUAUCGAGCACGAUAAAUUAAUAGGGUCCUUAUUCAGUUCCAAUAGAGUUGUAAAUAUAAUGAAAGAUAAAAUUCGCUCUUUUCGCCGUUUUCUUGUCUAAGGGUUCGUGUUUUUUCCACCAAUCAGAUUACUGAGAAAUGACGCGAUAUCACGUGAUUGGCGUAUCACGACGUUACGAUAACCUGAUUGGUUCAUCAACGCGUCUCAGUGGGAAUGCAUUCUAAUUACAAUGAAUUAAGGCUGAGAUUUAUAGAGCGUACUUUGACUUAGUCCUAGCUUAGAUUUAAGACACUGUUGAAACGAGACAGCGUUAAAUCACUGGCAUAAAUCUGUCUCGUUUUAACUGAAACUAAAGUCUGAGUAAAGUCAAAGUACGCGCUAUAGAUCUGAGACUUAGAGAACGCAUUCGCCAUAUUUGCUCAAUGUGUCAAUUGUCAUCACAAAACACAGCUUAAGCACUAAAAUUCAUAUAGCAAUAAAAGUCAUAACUUUUGACAUGAUGGUUGACACACAGAGCAAAUAUAGUGAGUGCCUUCUCAUAAUGUAAUUCACUAUAUAUUUUAUCUUUCCUAUCCUUUCUAUUAAUUGAAUUCUGUAAAGGUGAUAUUUAGCUAUCUGUA
Molecule: messenger RNA, 6579 nt
Organism: Maniola jurtina (meadow brown)
Lineage: Eukaryota; Metazoa; Arthropoda; Insecta; Lepidoptera; Nymphalidae
Gene: Hipk
Product: homeodomain-interacting protein kinase 2
Exons: 24
Coding region: 341-3703 (1120 amino acids)
Biological process (GO): peptidyl-threonine phosphorylation; peptidyl-serine phosphorylation
Cellular component (GO): cytoplasm; nucleus
Molecular function (GO): protein tyrosine kinase activity; protein serine/threonine kinase activity; ATP binding
Source: RefSeq, a predicted model, not a curated record